CUACUUUCCAAUACUCACUCAACUCUCGAUUGUUUUCUAGUUAAAUCGAGUAUACUAAUGUAAUGACUGAAUCACUCCGUUACCAAGAAUCAAAAACUGGGUUGUCAAAAUAGAAUUAAACUAAAAUAAUUGCAAAUCAUUAUAAAUUUCGUUAGUUUUGAUUGAAAGUGAUAUUUUUUUCGGGUUGCGUCUCAUUUAUAUAGCAAAGUGUAUCACUAUUUUUUUUGGAAAAUUUUAUUCUGACAGCAAGUUAUGUAGGCAUGAGUAUGUGACAAGGGUGGCACAGAUUGUUGGUUGUGGGAAUCUAUUAUAAUUCACUAAACAAAUCAGUAUUUUGUCAAUUAUGUCCAGAGUACCUAAUCACGGAACAAUUUAGAACUUUCUAUAAUCAGCUAAUAGAAAUUUUGCAGUGGGAUAAUUGUUGUUUUGUGACGAAAUUCAAAUAAUUUGUUAAAAUGUCAACUCCAGCAAGACGACGGCUCAUGAGAGAUUUUAAAAGAUUGCAGGAAGAUCCUCCAACUGGAGUGUCGGGAGCACCAACAGAUAAUAAUAUAAUGAUAUGGAAUGCUGUAAUUUUUGGACCUCAUGACACACCUUUCGAGGAUGGUACAUUUAAAUUGACUGUAGAAUUCACAGAGGAAUACCCAAAUAAACCACCAAUAGUUCGAUUUGUAUCAAAAAUGUUCCACCCUAAUGUCUAUGCAGAUGGUGGUAUAUGUUUAGAUAUCUUGCAAAAUAGGUGGAGUCCAACAUAUGAUGUAUCUGCGAUCUUAACAUCCAUACAAUCGUUACUCAGUGAUCCUAAUCCUAAUUCGCCUGCCAACUCCAUGGCAGCACAACUUUACAAAGAAAAUCGAAGGGAGUAUGAAAAACGGGUCAAGACGUGCGUGGAACAAAGUUUUAUUGAUUAACAUUAUGUGCACUGUAAUAUGAUGUUAUGGUUAAGUUUAUUUAAGAAGCAUUAUGUGUAUAAUAAAGAACAAGCAAAAUAUAUAUGUGUACCAGUUAGAAACAUUGUACUUUAAAUCAUUUAUAUUUAUAUAUUAGUAUAUUAUAUUUAU
Messenger RNA from Ctenocephalides felis (cat flea), 1061 nucleotides. RefSeq names its product ubiquitin-conjugating enzyme E2-17 kDa-like. Gene Ontology annotation, cellular component: HULC complex. The transcript has a single exon. The record is from RefSeq and is a predicted model, not a curated record. Lineage: Eukaryota; Metazoa; Arthropoda; Insecta; Siphonaptera; Pulicidae. Gene Ontology annotation, biological process: protein polyubiquitination; DNA repair; proteasome-mediated ubiquitin-dependent protein catabolic process. Gene Ontology annotation, molecular function: ubiquitin conjugating enzyme activity. Bases 456 to 911 code for a protein of 151 amino acids.